This is a messenger RNA of Suillus discolor, 1937 nucleotides long. RefSeq lists its product as uncharacterized. Lineage: Eukaryota; Fungi; Basidiomycota; Agaricomycetes; Boletales; Suillaceae. The record is from RefSeq and is a predicted model, not a curated record. Bases 96 to 1859 code for a protein of 587 amino acids. Gene Ontology annotation, biological process: polyamine biosynthetic process. The transcript is spliced from 7 exons.
GGUAAUAUCAUGUUUUGCCCACAACUGCCACGCGUGCUCCACCGUGAACCAGGCCUAGCGUGUGUCGCAAGGCCAAGUCUGCCUUACACUUGAAUAUGUCUACCAACUCUGAGUCGGCAACUUGGACGAGCACGAAAAGUUCUCUUUCCAUACUUGCCGUGAGCGUCGCGCUUUCUUUGUUUACGACUGCCUACGAAAAUUCGAUCAUCCCGCUGUUUGCCAGUGUUCCGACUCUAAAAUACCUUGGUUAUGUCGUACACACGAGCACAGCGUUUGCCAUUAUUACCCCAAAUCUUUCGAGUUCAAGAAUCCUCUUGAUUCUCAGCUGUCUACUUCUUCUAGCACCUCACACCUCUUAUUGGAUCAGUGUUCAUGCUGCUAGGUUCAAGGAUCCCAUUUACAGUCCUCUCGUCACCCAUGCCCUUGUAUUGGCUCCCGUUGUGUACUUCUCAGUGUCUUUGGCGAUGAGCGUUGAUCCUACUUUGGCCCUCAUAGUACUCGCCGCUAAUGCACUACAGCUUCGUCCACUAUUAAUGCUAGUGUUCAGUGCAUUAUCGGUAGAUGCCUUGAACAAUGUUAUUUUCAUUGCAUUGGGAUGUGUAUGUCUUGCCGUGUACGGUGGGAUUAAAGUCGAUGUGGGCAGACGUAACACUCAUCCGAAUGCCCGAAACACUCGAUUCACGGUGGCCUUGAGUGCGAUCCCCCUAGUCUUGACUGUGCUUUUAAAUCUUAAUCCAGCUCUCCGAUCCCCGACGCUCGUAAAUUCCAUUGUUACACCAUACAACAGUCCAACAUAUCCGCUCCGUAUCCUGAAUUCAACCCAGUCCAAGACUGGUGUAGUAGUGGUUGGCGAGAUCUUACCUCCGGCCGACAUGGGCUCGACUCCUCUUCACUCUAUCCGUUACCUUCGAGCAUCUCACUCGUUACUGGGAGGUGUAUGGAUCGGGGACUUGGUGACCACACUCGACAGUUUUCCUCCGCUGACCGACCAAUAUGGUACUCCUUUAGGAGAUUCGAUCUACAGCGCAUUCGUUCUUCAGGAGGCAGUGCGGCUUGUCAAUAGUACUCCGCAGGGAAGGAAGGGAGAGUGUAAUGAUGCGCUCAUAAUCGGUCUUGGCACCGGGAUCUCAGCAAAUGCGUUUGCCCAACAUGGCAUAACAACAACUAUUGUCGAAAUCGAUCCUGCUGUGUACGAUGCUGCACGCCAGUAUUUUGGCCUAUCAGAUCCUGGUAACAAUAAUGUGUUUUUGCAGGAUGCGAGAGGGUGGGUCAGAAGCAGGAGAGCUAUGGUAGAAGCUGAGGACCCCUCCGCAAUCAAGUAUGAUGUUGUUGUCCAUGAUUGCUUCUCUGGAGGGGGAGUACCUGAACAUCUCUUCUCCAUCGAGUUUUGGAAUGAUCUCAAGACUAUCCUAAGUCCAGAAGGCGUCGUCGCAGUGAACUUUGCUGGAAAACUUGCAUCCGACUCAUCACAAGCAAUACUCGUCACUUUGCUGCGAGCAUUUGGGCAAUGCAGAGCCUUCCAUGACCAUGUUGAGCCCAUCUCCCUGGAGCAUUUUCACUCACAUUUCGUCAAUAUUGUCUUCUUUUGUACCCCAUCUCCAACACCACUCACAUUCCGAUCUGCAGUCGAAGAGGACUAUCUUCACUCAUAUCUUCGCCGUCACAUUCUAUCCAGUCUUGACAAACGGGAAAUUAAUCACGCCCAAUUUGGCGACAGCUCUAUCUGGUCGACUAUGGAAGAAAAGUUCGUUCUGACUGAUGCGCAUAACACGUUGAACACAUGGCAGGAAGGAGAAGCGCUUGACCAUUGGAAACUUAUGAGGGAGAUGGUACCAGAUGUAGUAUGGGAGACUUAUUGAGGGCGGCGACAUGAUAUUAUUGCUGUAUCCUGUACGAAAAUCACAGGCUCCGGCUCAGGUCCUAUCUCUUGAUGAUUG